Aspergillus alliaceus is the source of this 1388-nucleotide messenger RNA. RefSeq names its product argininosuccinate synthase. The record is from RefSeq and is a predicted model, not a curated record. Gene Ontology annotation, biological process: urea cycle; L-arginine biosynthetic process. NCBI's taxonomy places the organism in Eukaryota, Fungi, Ascomycota, Eurotiomycetes, Eurotiales, Aspergillaceae. Gene Ontology annotation, cellular component: cytoplasm. Bases 101 to 1354 code for a protein of 417 amino acids. The transcript is spliced from 7 exons. Gene Ontology annotation, molecular function: argininosuccinate synthase activity; ATP binding.
UCAAACCACAACUUCUUUUGUUCUUCUACUAAAAUUCUAUUCCUCACCUUCCAACACUACAAUCUCUUUCCCCCCUUUCACUCAUCUUCCUUCAUUCACAAUGGCCACUGAGAAGCCCCGCGUCUGUCUCGCCUACUCUGGCGGUCUUGAUACCAGCUGUAUCCUUCGCUGGCUGAUCGAGGAGGGCUACGAGGUCGUCUGCUUCCUUGGCAAUGUCGGUCAAGAGGAAGAUUGGGCUGCCGUUGAGCAGAAGGCCCUUAAGAUCGGUGCCAAGAAGAUGGUGAUUGAGGACCUCCGCCGGGAGUUCGUCGAGGAGCUCUGUUUCCCUGCCAUCCAGUGCAAUGCCAUCUACGAGGGUCGCUAUCUCCUGGGAACCAGCUUGGCCCGUCCCGUUAUCGCCCGCGCCCAGAUGCGCGUUGCCCAGCAGGAGGGCUGCCAGUUCGUCAGCCACGGCGCUACCGGCAAGGGUAACGACCAAGUCCGUUUCGAAUUGGCUUUCUAUGCCAUCCAGCCCUCCAUCAAGAUCAUUGCCCCUUGGCGUGAUCCCAAAUUCUUCAAGCGCUUUGCUGGCCGUAACGACCUCCUCGACUACGCCGCUCAGACCGGCAUCCCUGUCACCUCCACCAAGGCCAAGCCCUGGUCCAUGGAUGCCAACUCUGCCCACUGCAGUUACGAAGCCGGUGUUCUGGAAGACCCCAACCACACCCCCCCUGCCGACAUGUGGACCAUGACCGCCGACCCUCUCACCGCUCCCAACGAGCCUACCGACAUCACCAUCCACUUCAACCAGGGUAUUCCCACCAAGGUGGUCACCCCCCAGAAGGAGUACACCGACUCCGUUGAGCUCUUCGACGCACUCAACAAGCUCGGUUACACCCACGGUGUUGGUCGUAUCGACAUUGUCGAGAACCGCUUUAUCGGUCUCAAGAGCCGUGGCUGCUACGAUUCUCCUGCCAUGACUAUCCUCCGUGCUGCCCAUCUUGACCUUGAAGGUCUCGUUUUGGACGGCCAGGUCCGCGCCCUGCGUGAUCAGUUCGUUACCCACAACUGGUCUAUCCAACUCUACAACGGCUACUACUUCAGCCCCGAGCGCGAGUUCAUCGAGAACAGUCUGAAGUUCAGCCAGAAGCGUGUCAACGGCGAGGUCCGUGUCCGCCUCUACAAGGGUAGCCCCUACAUCCUCGGUCGCUCCAGCAGCACCGAGAAGCUGUACGAUGCCGAGGAGGCGUCCAUGGACUCCCUUGAGGACUUCGAGCCCACCGACACUACCGGCUUCAUCUCCAUCAGCUCUAUCCGUCUCAAGAAGUACGGUUUGCAGAAGGCCGAGGAGGGCGAGAACCUCAGCCGGGCCUAAAUUCCCCCUUUGCAUAAACAUUGUUCCUUUUUUU